GUUACUACGCCGCCAUUGUUGUUUACAUUCGAACUCGGUGCAUGUCAAAACAUACCCACGUUUUCUGGAUUAGGCAACCAUUGUAUUUCGUAAGGAAUAUUCUAGACUUCUGAGAACGCUACUAGAGUUCCGUGUUCGGUUCGAUUCGUUUUUGGAUACAACAGUCAAAAACAUGCCUUUGAUUGAGGAGAUCACUUCAGAUCCCAUACCUGAGCCACAAAGGGAGUCAUCAAACUCUCCCUCAGUAAAGAUUGAGGUGGUGGACAACUCCCCAAAGCAAUCAGAGAAUGAAACGUUAGACAACAGAAAACCAGGCAAUAAUGUAAACACAAAUAAGACAGAGAACAAAAACACAGACAACAACUGCAACCCUGAGGACAAAGAAAACCAGACACCAAAUAACUUAAAUAACACUCAGAGUGAACAGACCAACAGACAGACAGCCGAGGAGAGCAAGCAGGUUGUUAAGAAGGAGGAAGAGAGCAAGAGCAGUUGGCCAAAGCUUACUAAAAAGUUUCUGAAACAACAUUGCAAGGAACUAAAGCUAUAUCUGACACCAGCUUUAAAUGAUGUCCUUUAUCUUCAUUACAAAGGCAUUCACAAGAUAGAGAAUCUUGAGGAGUACACAGGACUACGAUGUCUUUGGUUCGAGUGUAACGGAAUCAGGAAGAUCGAAAACCUGGACCAUCAGGGAGAACUGCGAUGUCUGUAUCUACAACAAAACCUGAUCGAGAAGAUCGAAAACCUGGAGCCCCUACAGAAACUGGACACGCUCAACCUCAGCCACAACUGUAUCAGGAAGGUGGAAAACCUGGAUUGUCUGCCAGUCCUGAAUACCCUGAAUCUCUCCCAUAACCGCCUGUCAGAUGUCGAGUCUCUGGAGCACCUCGCCAAACUACACACAGUCAGUGUCCUUGACCUCGCCCAUAACAAAAUAGAGGAUCCCAAGGUCAUUGAAGUGUUUGAACAAAUGCAAAACUUGAAAGUGAUUAACUUGAUGGGGAAUGGUCUGCUAAAGCAUAUCAAGAACUACAGGAAAACUCUGAUAGUCCGGCUGAAACACCUGACGUACCUGGAUGACAGACCAGUGUUUCCCAAGGACAGGGCGUGUGCGGAGGCAUGGGGGCGAGGAGGUGUCGAGGCAGAGAGAGAAGAAAGAGAGCGUUGGAUUGACCACGAAAGACGAAAAAUCCAGGAAAGCGUUAAAGCGAUGCUCGACAUCAGGAGAAGAAACGAGAAAGAUAAGAUAGAGAAGGAGCUGAGGGAGAAGGGGAUCGAGGGGGAGGUGGACGAGGCGAGCGUGUGCUGGCUGACCGGCAAGUACAGGAUGAAGGGGGAGGAGACCAAAGAGACAGACUCUUCAUCAGACAAAGAGGAGGAAGAAGAAGGGGAGACUCCCCUCAUCACUGGCAAAGCCCCCAUCUCCGAGAAAGGCAUCUUCUCCAAGUCCAAGGAAACCUCUGAUGAAGACAGCACACGUCUCUUCAUCACCGAAAUUUCUGACAAGAAGAGUAAAGAGGACUUAGAUGAUCUGCCAGAUUUAGAGGAUGUGGAUGUCAAUGAAGAACAGCUUAUCACCAUGGCACAACAGAAAAAAACCACCUACAAACCAAAGAUUGAGGUCCUGUCAGACAGCAGUGACAGUGAGGAGGAGGAAGAGGAAGAGGGAACCUCAGAUGAGGUGCCCAUCCGUGAAUCCAGCACCUCUAGGGGACCAAUGAUACAAGAGGUAACAGACAGUAGGUCCACCAAACUACUGAUUGAGGAACUCCCACAGCAAAAGGAACCCAGACUCACAGGAGGAAAAUCCAGGGCAUAUGGAGCAUCCGAAUCAGAGCUUAAUCUGGAUGCCAUUACUCCGGAAAUCCCUGGCUCUUACGACAUGCAGGCCAGAGCUCAGGCUCAACAUCUGCUGCAGGGUCUUGGUGCAAUGACAGGGUCCCGUGUGUCAAAGACGGCAAAGUCUGAAAUCUCCCAGAUGGAGGAAGCUUCCAAGAAAAUGACAAAAGAAGAGAAAAUCCAGGACCUGGCUGCCAACCUUGGUGCGACAACUGUGGACCCCGCCAUUAAAGACUGGGAUGACUCAGAGCUGGACUGAGAGAUUCAUUUGUAAAAAUUCUGAGUGAUCUGAAAUUUGUUGUGGUACCAAAUUUUCCUACAUAUUUAAAGUGGAUCAUCCAAUGAUUCAGGAAGCUGUUCGAUCAUGCCUAACAUUGCUUUAGACCAAUUGAAUCCACAGAAAAUUUAAAAUGUAGGAUUAUGUUGAUAAGUGACAAAGUCUACAAUUAACAGUAUUCCGUCCAUAUGUACAUCACAUUUUAUAUGAACAAUUAUCAAUGUGUUCAAAUACAUUAACAUGUUAUGAAUUUGUUACUUAGAAGGUAUUCUUUAUGACCAUACAUGUAAUUGUACAUUCUUUUAAUUUGAUUUGUGCAUUCCAUAAUAAUUAAUUCGUUUAUGAAAGUUGUGCUUGUAUGCUAUAUUUUGUUGUUGACAAAUAUUAAAUUACCAAAAUGAAGCAGG
Messenger RNA from Magallana angulata, 2523 nucleotides. Its product is annotated as dynein axonemal assembly factor 1-like. The record is from RefSeq and is a predicted model, not a curated record. Gene Ontology annotation, molecular function: protein binding. Lineage: Eukaryota; Metazoa; Mollusca; Bivalvia; Ostreida; Ostreidae. Bases 173 to 2098 code for a protein of 641 amino acids. The transcript has 15 exons.